Messenger RNA from Notolabrus celidotus (New Zealand spotty), 4351 nucleotides. RefSeq names its product v-ski avian sarcoma viral oncogene homolog b (gene skib). The record is from RefSeq and is a predicted model, not a curated record. Gene Ontology annotation, biological process: negative regulation of BMP signaling pathway. NCBI's taxonomy places the organism in Eukaryota, Metazoa, Chordata, Actinopteri, Labriformes, Labridae. The transcript is spliced from 7 exons. Gene Ontology annotation, cellular component: nucleus. Bases 350 to 2434 code for a protein of 694 amino acids. Gene Ontology annotation, molecular function: RNA polymerase II cis-regulatory region sequence-specific DNA binding; DNA-binding transcription factor activity, RNA polymerase II-specific; SMAD binding.
AGACAGGCUGAGAGUACGCCAGACGGAGCAGACGAGGCAUAUUUCGAGCGCGCAUUAGGAGUGCGUAAAACCGCAGGAGCGCAUAGAUACAUAGUAACCGGUGAUAUUGCGUUGGAUAAUACGACUUUUGAGUCAAGUAGUUGUCGACUUUAACCCGUCUUCUAUCGGAAUAAGCCUUCGUGAAUUCAGCAGCCUUCAGUUUUCUGAAUGGACGCGCUGGGAAGCUUCUCCGGUGACAUGGAAAUGCGCGUUAUUGAGUGUGUAGCCGGAUGCUGAGGACGCCCGACUCGAUAAGUCAAUUUCAGCUUUCAUUUUGAGUUUUGAAAUCGCUUCUGUAACCGUCAACAACAUGGAGGGCGCGAGCUUUCAGCCCCAUCCCGGACUUCAGCAAACUCUGAAGCAGUUUCAUUUGAGUUCCAUGCGCUCUCUCGGCGGACCGGCAGCGUUCUCCGCUCGGUGGCACCAGGACUCACUCUUCGGUAAAGAUGGCAAAUCCACAGAGAUGAUGCUCACUCUGCCGGCUCAGACACCUCCGGUAAUGUCCGGACCACUUUUCAUCCCGUCUGACCGUUCCACUGAGAGGUGCGAGACUGUACUGGAGCGGGAGCCCAUCUCCUGCUUCGUUGUCGGCGGGGAGAAGCGGCUAUGCCUCCCACAGAUACUCAACAGCGUUCUUAGGGAUUUUUCCCUCCAGCAGAUCAACUCCGUGUGCGACGACCUACACAUCUACUGCUCCAGGUGCACGGCGGACCAGCUGGAGAUCCUCAAAGUGGUGGGCAUCCUGCCCUUCUCGGCUCCGUCCUGCGGGCUGAUCACACAGACGGAUGCUGAGCGCCUCUGUAAUGCCCUCAUCUACGGCGGUACGUACCCCCCUCACUGCAACAAGGAGUUAGGCUCCCUGGAGUUGGAGCGAACCGAGAAAAGCUUCAAAGUCUACCAUGAAUGUUUUGGCCGGUGUAAAGGCUUGUUUGUCCCAGAACUGUACACCGGCCCGAGUGCCGCCUGCAUCCAGUGCUUUGACUGCAGACUCAUGUUCCCCCCUCACAAGUUUGUGGUCCACAGUCACAAGAGACUGGAGAACCGGACUGUCCACUGGGGUUUCGACUCUGCUAACUGGAGGGCUUAUGUGCUGUUAGACCCGGACUACAUCGGGAAAGAGGAGAAGAGUCACCUGGAGCAGUUGCUUAAAGAGUUAAAAGGAAAAUAUGACCUGACGGGCAAGAGGUCCAGUAUAUCCUGCAGAUCGCCCAGCCCAGUCUCAGUCAAGAGGUCGAAAUUUGACAAACUACAUUCUCCACCAGCUGAAAAAGACAGGAAACCUGACUGGUUACAGUCGCUGUCUAAGUCUGCACACAAGGACCUGAAACAGGUCCAGCUGAAACAGAGGCCCUCUGCUUUCCGCCCCUGGUCUCCCAAAUUAGUAGAAAAAGAGAAACCAGCUACUCAGAAUGAGGUGGAGAGGUCCUACUCAAAGAGUCACGAGACUUUGGCAGCUCCCAAUCUGGCACUAGCUCCCCUGGCCCCUCCAGUCCAUCCCAGGGACAGCAAUGCUCCUAGCAGGGGUCCUAUAGCCAUUUCCAGGCCACCGCAGGAGCUAACUAAUGGAGAUGCACAUCCUGCAGUGAAACCAGCAGCCCCUUGUACCACCAACAGCCCCGAUGACAUGGACACAGACGGAGAGAUUGAUGUGGAUGACUGUGAUGAUCGUCCAGUACCAGCUCCCUCCAUGGCUUCUCCUCCAUCAGCAUCCAACAGUGUGUCACAGACUCUGACCCCCCAGAGCAUCACUCGACCGCAAGAGGGACCUACUUGGCUGUCGGGAAACCUUUGCCCUGAGAUGGAAACCCUCAGGCAGAUGCUGUAUGGAGGCAUGGAUACCAAAGAGGCCAGAGAAAAAGUCCUGCAGGAGAUUGUCAAAAUUAGAGUGAAACAGGAGGAGAAGCUGGCAUCCGCUGUUCAAGCUAAACGCAGCCUUCAGCAGGAAUUGGAGUUUGUGAGAGUGGCAAAGAAAGGCCGUCUUCGUGAGGCCAUUGAGGCCAAGCGCAACCUGCGAAAGGAGAUUGAACGCCUUCGUGUGGAUUGGGAGAGGAAGAUGAGGGACGCAGAAGAGUCUUGUGGACGGUUGAAGAGAGAGUUGGAGAGAGAGAGGCAGCUACGAGUUUGUGACAAGGGAUGUGAGGCUGAACGUCUCAGGGUGAAAUACUCAACUCAGAUUGAAGAGUUGCAUAUGCAGCUACAGCAGGCAGAGGCUGAUCGUGAGCAGCUGAGACAGGAGCUCCAGCAGGAGAGAGAAGCUCGACAGAGUCUUGAGAGUGUUGUUAAAGACCUGCAAACCCAGCUGGCCAUGCAGACCGACAGCAGCCACCCUGGAGACUCCGUGGAUGCAAACACAGACACACUAAGACAGACCACACAACACACUAAUGGAUCCUAAAGUUGCACAUUCACAGCUGGAGAAAGAGACUCAAUGAUAAGGAGCAUGGUUAAGGACUUUGUUGCACCUCCUGUUGGCGAAAAAGAUACUCAGCAAAAUGCUUUGUCAGUUAUCUGAAUCUGUCAUAUAUAAUAUGAUAUGAUAUAAAUCAAUAUUAUUAUGACAAUAUAUGAAUUUAAUGAAAUGAACUGGAAAGUAGCAUGAUGUCUGAGCAUGUUGUAGAGCGUAAUAUUAAGAAAGGCUUCUCCAGUGAUGAACUCAUCUCUCCAGUGACGUCAGAGCCCUCGGUUAGACACCUGACGCUGUCCAAGGAUAUUAUUUUGGUAUAAGCUAUUCUAAGAUGUGCAAAUAUAGCCACACAACACUACUUGAAUAUGAAGGGAAGAAACAUGUUGCGCCUGGUGAAACAUGAACAGAUAAUGAAACUCUUGGUGCCACAAAAUAUUGGUACUCUCAAAGGUGUCAUUGCAGACCACUGGAAUCAAGAGACACCAGUUUACCACUAUUUACUUUUAAUAUCAGCUUGCUUUUUAUAACUGUGUAGAAGAUGUACUUUUUAAGAAAUAUUGCUUGCGCAGCACUGUUAUUCCACAGGCAAGAAAAAAUCAUCCACAUACAGACAUGUACGCAUGUAUACCAGCUUGUCUACCUUUUGUAUUUUAUAAACCUGAAGUAUUGGAGGUUACGUGGGCUACCUUCAGGUACACCACUGUUUUAUGCUUAGAUAUUUUAUGGAAGUGUUACUUUUUAAUAUUAUGAUGCAACUUUAUUAGUUGUUUGAUCAUUGUUUUCCAGUAAUGUUUUUUUUUUUUUUCAACCGAACCAUGUGAUAAAUUGCAAAUAUUCUUGCCCACGUUAGUGCUGAAAAGUCUACAAAUGCCCUUCUUAAAGACAAAAAAAAAACUUCAAUAGAUUUCUGUUUUUUGUUAAAAUGCGGUACUUCUGAUUUUCUAUUGAGUAUUGUAAAAUAACUUAUAUUCUAUGAUAAUUUGCUGCCUAUCAAAAGAAAGCAUUCAUUUUUAGUCGCUGGUUUUAGGGCUCUUAAAUCAACAAAUGCUGUUUAUAUGAACAACAUUUCUACAUAUAUACAAAAUAUGGAUAUAUAUUUUUUUACUUAAAGAAAAGGAAUUGCACUUUUUAGAGAAAAGAACCUUGCAUUGUGCAUUGUACUCCCUGUUACAUUUUUCAAAACCCGAGUUGACAUGAACUUUGAAUUCAGACUCUCCCUCAGUAUCUUCUGAUGUAAAUACAAUGAUAUUGUAAAUAAGAUUCCUGUUGUUAUGUUUGCUUGCUCCAGACUUAAAUUGAUAAUGAAUAUUAUUUCUUGCUCUUACUUGAAACCAAAAAAGACUAUAUUUGGAGCUGCAAAGCUACAAUUUUACAUUGUAGUUGUAUCCCUGAGUAUUAUCGCAAUCACAGGGCAUUGAGCAGAAUGGAUGGGUGCUGGUAUAAUGACACCAUCAUAGGUCAUGACCCUGACCUAUUACUAGUGUUUCUAGGUAUGAAACCCUGACAUAAUAUUAUUAUUUGUCCCUUGAUUUUGUUUAUUUGAGAGGAUCUUUAUUAUUUGAUGAAAUAUAGAUUAUAUAUUACACCACAGACCAAAAACUUAAAAAUGAAUUUAAAUAUCUGCACCUCCAGUUCCCUCCCCUUGAUGGAUAGAGCAGAAAUGACACCUUCUCAUGGUUUCAACCUUAGGUGCUCUCAUUUAUUUUAGACAAGAAACACUUUUAUGUCUUAUCAUCAUGAUACCCUCACUCAGUAUUUGUUGGGUACAGUGUAAUAGCAAUAUCCAUUUUGUUAGCUGAUGCUGUUGUAGUUUUGGUUUGGAAGUGGGAGUUCACUUGCCUCUUGUUUCAAUGUUUUCUUUUCCUUUGGAAAACUUGUAUAAUAACCAUUAAAAUCAAAUCAACCCUA